CAUUCACAAUGUCGCUAUAAAACUGCCAAAGGCAAAUUAUUUUCUGUCAUUUACUUUUAUGAUCAGUUACCUAUAAGUAUAACAGUUACAGCCAAGAAUAUUUUUUAUAUUAUUCAAUAGUUAACCCAAUAGAUAUCGUAGAAAAGGUAAAGUUGAGAUGAUCUAUUCAUUAGCAGUAAUGCUUAUUGUCGCAUCACUGGACAACGUAAAAUCUGUGGAAUAUUUUACGGAUUUGUUAGUGACUGCCAACACGUUUGACGUGAUCGGGUUUUUGGGGAAAGCAGUUACAAUGAAAGCCACUGUGAGCUACCCUCGCCUCAUCGCAGAUUACAUAACUUGGAUAAAGAUGCAAGGGGACAUGCCCGAGGACGGCCGAAUACAGAUAACAUUCGAUCUCAAAACAAAUGAGUCUAGUCUCCGUAUAAAUGAGUUGCAGUAUGACGAUGCGGGCACCUACUACUGUACUGUCAUGAUGACGGGAGUCAGCAAGAGCGUCGGUAUAACACUGAGCGUCGUCGAAGAAGACGAGAUUGAACACGGAGACAACAACAACUACUCUUACGCAGUAACAGAAAAAAUCAGCUCAAUCCUUCUUUUUGGACUCCUGUUUGCUUUGAACAUGAACAAUUAAACUUUUAGUAAUAGUGGACUGGAAAUGUCGUAGUCGUACGGUAUAAAAACUACUUUAACGUAUUUUUUAAUCGAAAUGUUGGAGAAAUGAACUUAAACUUUCAAGCAUGAAUGAAAAUAUAUAUUUAUAUCAUUAUUCUAUACUAAUAUAUUUUAAACAUAACGAAAUCUUUCCGGCAUACAACACAACAAAAAAUAACCAAAAACUGACGCUUCGAUGUGAACUAUUUCAAUUCAGCUUGCAAAUGAAGUUGAAAACUCGCGAAUUUUAUUUGCAUGGUUACA
Messenger RNA from Bolinopsis microptera, 915 nucleotides. RefSeq lists its product as uncharacterized. Lineage: Eukaryota; Metazoa; Ctenophora; Tentaculata; Lobata; Bolinopsidae. The record is from RefSeq and is a predicted model, not a curated record. The coding region runs from base 158 to 631 and encodes 157 amino acids. The transcript is spliced from 3 exons.